Messenger RNA from Bipolaris victoriae FI3, 864 nucleotides. RefSeq lists its product as hypothetical. Lineage: Eukaryota; Fungi; Ascomycota; Dothideomycetes; Pleosporales; Pleosporaceae. The record is from RefSeq and is a predicted model, not a curated record. Gene Ontology annotation, molecular function: ubiquitin protein ligase activity. The transcript has a single exon. The annotation marks the transcript as partial.
UUCGUAAUUCACGAAGACUUACUUUGUUCUAGCUCUGGCCACUUCAAGAAGCUCUUCCAACAAAACCGUAAAGCCAUCGAAGGGGAAUGUCCGAUAUGUAUUGAAGAUCUAUCUGGCUUCUUACCACUCUGCUAUUGCAGAAGCUGUGGACAAAACUUUCACAUGAAGUGUCUUGACGACUGGCUGCAGCGAAAAGCAACAUGUCCAGUGUGCCAUGUAGACAAACCGAUAACCAUUGACUUAGUGCAGAGUAGACUCUGGGAUGCUGCCAAUAGUGAACCUUGGGAUGCGUAUAUGCAGUGGUUGUAUACCGGAGUUAUUACAGUCCAUCUCAAAGACCUCGGCGGCGACGACAGCGCUAAAUACUGUCAGCUACUAAUGGAGUCAUAUGAGCUCGGCGAAAGACUCGAGGAUGAAUUAUUCCAAAAAGUAGUGCUAAAGGAGAUCGUCGUGGACGUCAUGAUAUCUUCAUAUGCAAUCAGCUAUCACAAUAUCGGACAGGUGUACCAGCUCACGAAUGGGGCUUCGACACUUCGCAAAGUAAUGGUUGAUCUGUACAUUGCCCAGGCAGACUCAACUAAGCUGGAUUUGAAAUAUCCUCAACAGUUUAUCCUGGAUAUUGCGCGGGCUUUGCUGGCGCGGCAGACGAAACAGAAUAUGGGUUCAGAAAAGAUGUUGGCAGGAGACAGCUCGGAAGAAGAAGAAGAUAAUGAUGAGAGUUCGGAAGAUGAAGAUGAAGAAGAUGAGAGCUCGGAUGAUGAAGAUGAACUAACAUAUGACUUCAGAAAUGGAGAUAGAUCGUAUGAACCAGGAGAGACGGAGGCGGAGGCGGAGGAGGACGAGGACGAGGACGAGGAAAGAUAA